Microthlaspi erraticum is the source of this 669-nucleotide messenger RNA. Lineage: Eukaryota; Viridiplantae; Streptophyta; Magnoliopsida; Brassicales; Brassicaceae. The record is from the annotation of a GenBank genome assembly.
AUGGAGGAAGCGGCACAUCCUUACGUUCCCAGAGAUCUGAAACUUCCGGGAUACGUUCCGAUGACCUUGUCCAUGUCCUCCAUUCUCACCGUCUACCUCGGUGCUUCCCUCUUCGUCGUUACCCUCGUCUGGUUUCUCUUCGGGAGGAAGAAACCUCAGCUUGACAAAUUGCUUAUGUGUUGGUGGGCGUUCACUGGUCUCACUCACAUGGUCCUUGAGGGCUACUUCGUUUUCUCCCCUGAGUUUUUCAAGGACAACAAGUCUUGCUUUCUCGCUGAAGUCUGGAAAGAAUAUAGCAAAGGUGAUUCGAGAUACGCAAGCAGAGAUUCUGCAGUGAUAGCUGUUGAAGGCAUCACCGCUGUUAUAGAAGGCCCAGCUUGUUUACUCGCUGUAUACGCCAUUGCUAAGGGGAAGUCGUAUAGCUACGUGCUUCAGCUUGCGAUCUCGCUAGGCCAGCUCUACGGAUGUCUAGUGUAUUUCAUUACUGCUAUCUUGGAAGGAGACAACUUUGCUACAAACUCCUUCUACUAUUACUCGUACUACAUUGGAGCUAAUGGAUGGUGGGUGUUGAUACCUUUCCUCGUUUCUUACCGUUGCUGGAUAAAGAUUUGUGCAUCUGCUGCCAAUAACGUGGAGGCCGCAGCAAAGACGAAGAAGAAAAACCGUUGA